Messenger RNA from Fusarium pseudograminearum CS3096, 1116 nucleotides. RefSeq lists its product as uncharacterized. The transcript is spliced from 2 exons. Gene Ontology annotation, cellular component: cytoplasm; nucleus. Gene Ontology annotation, molecular function: ATP binding; protein serine/threonine kinase activity. NCBI's taxonomy places the organism in Eukaryota, Fungi, Ascomycota, Sordariomycetes, Hypocreales, Nectriaceae. Gene Ontology annotation, biological process: peptidyl-serine phosphorylation; endocytosis; signal transduction. Bases 1 to 1116 code for a protein of 371 amino acids. The record is from RefSeq and is a predicted model, not a curated record.
AUGACGACCAUGGAUCUUCGCGUCGGUAACAAGUACCGUAUCGGUCGAAAGAUCGGUUCAGGCUCUUUCGGUGAUAUUUAUCUCGGCACCAACAUAAUCUCUGGAGAGGAGAUUGCCAUCAAGCUCGAGUCCGUCAAGGCCAAGCACCCCCAAUUGGAGUAUGAGGCCCGUGUCUACAAAUCUCUGGCUGGUGGUGUCGGCAUUCCGUUUGUUCGCUGGUUCGGUACCGAGUGUGACUACAAUGCCAUGGUUCUCGACCUCCUCGGUCCCAGUCUGGAGGAUCUCUUCAACUUCUGUAACCGAAAAUUCUCCCUCAAGACCGUCCUUCUCCUGGCCGAUCAGCUCAUCUCGCGUAUCGAGUACAUCCACGCCAAGUCCUUCAUCCAUCGAGAUAUCAAGCCCGACAACUUCCUUAUGGGCAUUGGCAAGCGUGGCAACCAAGUCAACGUUAUCGAUUUCGGCCUGGCCAAGAAGUACCGAGACCCCAAGACUCACUUCCACAUUCCUUACAGAGAGAACAAGAACCUUACUGGAACUGCUCGUUACGCAUCUAUCAACACUCAUUUGGGUGUUGAGCAGUCCCGGCGAGACGAUAUGGAGUCUCUGGGCUACGUCAUGCUCUACUUCUGCCGUGGUUCUCUUCCCUGGCAAGGUCUGAAGGCUGCUACCAAGAAGCAGAAGUAUGAUCGCAUCAUGGAGAAGAAGAUGACCACCCCUACCGAGGUCCUUUGCCGUGGUUUCCCUAACGAGUUUGCCAUCUAUCUUAACUAUACUCGAUCCCUCCGCUUCGAUGAUAAGCCCGAUUACAGCUACCUCCGCAAGAUCUUCCGAGAUCUCUUCGUUCGUGAGGGCUUCCAGUAUGAUUACGUUUUCGACUGGACCGUCUACAAGUAUCAGAAGAACGCUCAGGCUAUUGCCCAAGCCGCUGGCCAGGCCAACCCUGAGGACGAUGAGAAGGCUCGUGCCAACCGUACCAACGCCGCCACUGCCGGCCAGUCUGCGGCCAAGCCCAACGCCAUUCCCAGCACCCGCCGCAAGAUGCUCGAGCGAGGUUCUGGCGCUGGCGUUGACACUCCCGACACCAACCGUGCCAUUGGUGGAAGCGACAGGAUGUGA